Oppiella nova is the source of this 618-nucleotide messenger RNA. The record is from the annotation of a GenBank genome assembly. Lineage: Eukaryota; Metazoa; Arthropoda; Arachnida; Sarcoptiformes; Oppiidae.
AAAUACGGAUCGGUUUUCACGUUACAAUUAGGAGUAAAUAAUGUGGUGGUUCUUAACGAUUGGGAGGCUGUGAGGGAUGCCUUCAAUAAGGAUGCCUUCUUAGGCAAACCACUUCACUCGGCGUUUACUGUGGCCAAUGAAGCUAAAAGUUUAGUCGAUGAAAAUGGAGACGUAUGGAGGGAUCAGAGGAGGUCUGCCUUACAAGUGCUCCGAGACUUAGGCUUCGGUAAGGGCUCUAUGGAGGACAGGAUCACCGAUGAGAUCAGUUAUCUCACGAAAUGUAUCGAUGAGAUUAAUGGUGAGCCCAUGGAUAUACACGAAGUACUGGUGCCGAGUAUGUCCAACAAUAUCUGUCACCUGGUGUUUGGCCACCGAUUGGAUUACAAUGAGCCCCGAAGAAAGAUCUUUGACAAACUCUUAGACGAGGCCUCAUCCAGGUUCUCCAUUAUAGGAACGAUAGCCAUGUCGCCCAUUUGGUUCAGCAAAAUAUUUUUUAAGCUUGAUAUAUGCGAUAGGCCUAACAUGGGUUGGUUUAUGCAGAGUGUGGGGAGUUUGGAAAAAAUAGACCCCCAAUCCAUUGGUACUGAAAAUCAGCUGCGGUUGAGUGAACAGGGUCUC